UAGCUAAUAAGUAGAAAACCUGCUGUGUAAUACUAGCAGACUUUUAGUGUAACGUUAACGUUGACAACGACUGUGAACUGAAGGGGGAUCAACAAUGCCUGACUAUUUGGGAGAUGACCAGCGUAAACUGAGAGAGGAGGAAAAGGAGGACAAACCUAUCAGAGCUUUGGAUGAAGGAGACAUUGCGCUGUUGAAAACAUAUGGCCAAAGCACGUACUCCAGACAGAUCAAGCAGGUGGAGGAUGACAUCCAAAAUCUCCUGAAGAAGAUCAAUGAGCUCACAGGCAUUAAGGAAUCUGACACAGGGUUGGCUCCUCCUGCGCUCUGGGAUCUGGCUGCAGAUAAACAAACCUUGCAGAGCGAGCAGCCACUACAGGUCGCAAGAUGCACCAAGAUCAUCAAUGCCGACUCCGAGGACCCCAAGUACAUCAUCAAUGUGAAGCAGUUCGCCAAGUUUGUGGUGGACCUGAGCGACCAGGUAGCUCCCACCGACAUCGAGGAGGGAAUGAGAGUGGGGGUUGACAGGAACAAGUACCAGAUUCACAUUCCUCUUCCACCUAAAAUCGACCCCACGGUCACCAUGAUGCAGGUGGAGGAGAAGCCAGAUGUGACUUACAGUGAUGUGGGUGGCUGUAAGGAGCAAAUUGAGAAACUGAGGGAGGUGGUGGAGACUCCUCUGCUGCACCCGGAGCGCUUUGUGAACCUGGGCAUCGAGCCUCCUAAGGGCGUGCUGCUGUUCGGACCGCCGGGCACAGGGAAGACGCUGUGUGCUCGCGCUGUGGCCAACCGCACGGACGCCUGCUUUAUCCGCGUCAUCGGCUCCGAGCUCGUCCAGAAGUACGUCGGAGAGGGUGCCAGGAUGGUAAGAGAGCUGUUUGAGAUGGCCCGGACUAAGAAAGCCUGUCUAAUCUUCUUUGAUGAAAUCGAUGCCAUUGGAGGGGCCCGUUUUGACGACGGUGCCGGAGGCGACAACGAGGUGCAGCGGACUAUGCUGGAGCUGAUCAACCAGCUGGACGGGUUCGACCCGCGCGGGAACAUCAAGGUUCUGAUGGCCACCAACCGGCCCGACACCCUGGACCCUGCCCUCAUGAGGCCCGGCCGACUCGACCGCAAGAUCGAGUUCAGUCUGCCCGACCUGGAGGGCCGGACGCACAUCUUCAAGAUCCACGCGCGCUCAAUGAGUGUGGAGAGGGACAUCCGCUUCGAGCUGCUCGCACGCCUCUGCCCCAACAGCACCGGUGCGGAGAUUCGCAGUGUGUGCACAGAGGCGGGCAUGUUUGCCAUCCGAGCGCGUCGGAAGAUCGCCACGGAGAAGGACUUCCUGGAGGCGGUAAACAAGGUCAUCAAGUCCUACGCCAAGUUCAGCGCUACGCCCCGCUACAUGACCUACAACUAACCGCACACACACACCAUCUCGCCCAGCACGUCUGCAUGUGUGUGUGUGUGUGUGUCCCUCCUUUUAAGGUGUAUUUCACGACUGUAACGUUUCUUAAAAGAUUGCAUAAAACAAUAAACAUAUUACUUCCCAAA
This is a messenger RNA of Alosa sapidissima (American shad), 1530 nucleotides long. RefSeq names its product proteasome 26S subunit, ATPase 2 (gene psmc2). Gene Ontology annotation, molecular function: ATP hydrolysis activity; proteasome-activating activity; ATP binding. The coding region runs from base 95 to 1396 and encodes 433 amino acids. The record is from RefSeq and is a predicted model, not a curated record. The transcript has 12 exons. Gene Ontology annotation, biological process: proteasome-mediated ubiquitin-dependent protein catabolic process. Lineage: Eukaryota; Metazoa; Chordata; Actinopteri; Clupeiformes; Clupeidae. Gene Ontology annotation, cellular component: proteasome regulatory particle, base subcomplex.